CUCGACUUGAACCCCAGCACAUUAAUCAGCAUCAUCUCCUCCGACGGCCUGGUGGUCUCCUCCGAGUUCGUCGUCUACCGCGCCGUGUGGCGUUGGGUGAGGGCCCAAAACACCAUCCGUUUCCCCUUCCUCGGGCAGCUGAUGGCCUCCGUCCGUCUCCCGCUCUUGACUCAAGAAGAGCUGAGAGAGGUCCAGGCCGAACUGACCUGUUUUCGGGAUAUCCGCUUGCAAUGGCGGCGCCUCAAUCGGCAACAGCGGCUCCAGAAAAGCCGAGGCCUGCGACGGGGGAUGUAUGCCAGCUGGAUCGUCUGCGUCGACCUUUUCAACAUGGAGGGUCCGGAGCUAAAAACAAAAGAUUUCCAAGUGGCCUGUUACGACCCACAAACAGACACGUGGGACAAGCUGCCCCUCUUGAAAUGCCUCUACUGCGCCCGCUGCGUGGCCGUGGGCGAAAAGUUGUAUGUCACAGGAGGGGUCCACACCAACGACACCUAUUCGGAUCAUUUGCAUGAAUUCAACCCGCUGAGGGGCCGCUGGACGCAGCUCCCGUCCAUGUCCGUGCCCCGGGCGUCCCACGGCUUCCUCGCUUGCAACCAGAAACUCUUUGCCGUGGGAGGCUGGCGCAAAUACGAAGAGUACCUCGCAACGGGCGAGUGCUACGACUUAGCGACGGGGUCCUGGUCGCCCAUCGCCAAGAUGCCGUUCAGCCUCAGCCAUUUUGCCUGCGCCGUGUUGAAGAACAAGAUCUACCUCAUCGGCGGGGUCACCGACUCAGUGCGCUCGUGGUACGCCUCCCGGAAGGUCCUGAUCUACGAAAUCGGCUCGGACCUCUGGAGCCAAGUCUUCCUCGAUAACGAGUGCUACUGGUCGGGCGCCGUGGCCAUGAACAACGGGAUCUACGUGAUCGGCGGUUACUACCGGAGCCGGGUCAGGUACCACAGUGAGCGGUGGCCGGACGCCGGGAAUCCCCGUUGCACCCGGAAAUGCUUUUUCCUAGACGAAAACGGCAAGGUGGACAAGAGCGUGAGCAUCCCGAGGCUGCCGAUUGAGCUGGCCGGAGCCGGCGUGGUGCGCUGGAAGAACCGCAUCUACGUCCUGGGUGGAGAAAACACCUAUUUGUAUAAUAACCUAGACGGAGAAAUGAAAGAAGAGUAUUACAACACGGUUUACUACUGGGAACCCGGGGCCACAAAGUGGGUUCUGUGCCAGGAAAGGCUGCCGUUCACCCGCUGGGGUCUCAGUGGCUUUGGCUGCACCACCAUGAAGCUCCCCAAGAAGCCCAUCCUGGACCUUUUCCGGAAGCCCGCCGUGGCCCUGACCGCCAUCGAGGUGGCAAGUGCCUCCUGACGGUGCGAGCACGGAAACACUGCUCCUUCGCCCUCGCGAAAUGGCUUCCGUGGGGAACACCUGAGAAACCCGAAGGCCCUUAAAUUAAGAGGUAUAAAACAGAAAGACUAGCACUUACCAACCUUCUAACUUUGUGUCCGGUGGUCUCAUUUUGUAUUACAUUUCUCGUUUUGUAUUACGUUUCACACAACACAACACACUGCAAUGCAAGGAAAGAAAACAUCUUUUCCUCCCUCUUUGCAAACUAAGGAGUUUAUCACACAAAGGAGACUGAGAGGUUAUCCCAAAAACCAUCCCGAAAUAAUUACACGGUGCCAAAAACUGCAGUUAAAGCAGUCAUAAAGUAGCAAAAAUCCGCAUCUUUUUACUUUCGGAACUUCAGCAAAAAUGCAUUUUUCGAUUUCGCUAUGUUUGUAUAACUGCGCGGGUAUGAAAGCCAAAUUCACGUUAUCUUUGCGAUAA
Molecule: messenger RNA, 1809 nt
Organism: Sceloporus undulatus (fence lizard)
Lineage: Eukaryota; Metazoa; Chordata; Lepidosauria; Squamata; Phrynosomatidae
Product: kelch-like protein 13
Exons: 1
Molecular function (GO): protein binding
Source: RefSeq, a predicted model, not a curated record